CACUCUCUCCCUCUGUCUAUUACUCUCUCUGCACCCUCUCUCUUUCUCUCUCUCACACAAAUACACGCACACACAAAACACAGAUUUCAUAGUCAUCAAGAUAUGUAUAUAAUUAUACAUAUAUAUAUCAUAUGAUGAUGGACACAAAAUCCUUCCGUUUUCAAAGAAUGAUCAUGUUUUGACUUGGUUUAGCUUGUCCUUUUUUGGUUCCAAACUAAGCUAAAGCUGAACUUGACUGGAAAAACAGCUGAAGAAGGAAGAAAACCAUGCAUAGAAGGGUAUUUAUUAGUUUUCUUAAAUUCAUGAAUCUGGCUGUUCUUAUAAUUUGCUCAGUAUUAUCCGAGAGGGCGUUGGGGGCGAAAAAAUUGCACAAUUCAAUCUCAAUUUCUACAAGACAAAUGGACAUUACAACUCCACUAACAACAGUUCCAACGGCCAACCCCUCUACUCCCAACACCACCAGUCCAGUGCUAAAUCCAACAGUUUCCGGCCCUGACUCGCCUAGCGUAAUGAAUCCUGCCAAUCCCGUAACGACACCAGCCACCACGACAACCACCCCGGCAGGUGGCAGUUGGUGUGUUGCCAGCCAAUCUGUGUCACAAACAGCAUUACAAAUUGCACUAGACUAUGCUUGUGGCUACGGUGGCGCUGAUUGUUCAGCAAUUCAGCCCGGUGGCAGCUGCUAUAAUCCAAUCACUGUUCGUGAUCAUGCCUCGUACGCUUUUAAUAGCUACUAUCAGAAGAAUCCAAUUCCCACUAGCUGCAAUUUUGGUGGUGCUGCUGUAACCACGAGCACUGACCCAAGUUACAAUACGUGUCAAUAUCCAUCAACUUGCACGAGUUCAUCGGUAUUGAAUACGACCAAUUCAAGUGGAUCACGAGUUUUUGGUGCUGGACCGAUCAUCCCGUCUAGCUCAGCACCGGCCAUUCCAAGAAAUUUCCCUGAUUUUCACCAUAUCUUGGUAUCCAUAAUUCAUUUUCUGGUUCUGAAUCAGAUGCAAGGACACAAUUAGGUUGAUCCAACGGCGCUUCACGACAAAAAAAGAAGAAUAUCUGAUGGGAAGAAGCCUGCAAUUCGAAUUGAGGACGGAUUUCUAAUUUGGUCACAAGAACAUAGAAAAUUCACAUUUGUUUAGCAGGCAAGUGCCAUACCUAGAGGACUUGAUGUCAAAUUGGUGUUAUUUUUAAUCACUUGCCAAAGUGACAUCUUUAUGGUGAAAAUCACACAAAAAAAUAUGUACAGAGGAAUAACUUCGAGGUGGGUUUUUGUAGUGCUUGCUCUUACUUUUGUAACAUUUUUUUUUUUUUUUUUUGGUAUUUUUGUUUUGGUUUUGUGUAAGAUGAAUAUGAGAAUCUUGAUUGGGAACAGUGUAAAAAAGGAAGUGUUCAAUGGAUGAACUUUAGAAGGGUCCCCAGGCCUUUAAAUUUUCUCA
Molecule: messenger RNA, 1433 nt
Organism: Olea europaea var. sylvestris
Lineage: Eukaryota; Viridiplantae; Streptophyta; Magnoliopsida; Lamiales; Oleaceae
Product: PLASMODESMATA CALLOSE-BINDING PROTEIN 2-like
Exons: 4
Coding region: 267-1013 (248 amino acids)
Source: RefSeq, a predicted model, not a curated record